AUGGUCCGACUGCCGAAGCGAAUGGGUUUCGAGCAGAUGAUUGGUGAAUCGAAGGAUAUGGCGCUACGAAGAUUGAUGCAGCUUGAACGGCGACUGGGAAAGGACGAAGAUUUGCGAAGUCGCUACAACGAAGCAAUGCAGAUGUAUUUGGACCAACAACACAUAUUCGACGGUUCUGCCAAGACGACCUCCAACCGUUCUCUGAAUGACGGACUUAUGACGGGACCGGUGAUUCAAGAUCCUCUUUUCGAUUUAGUUUUGCGCUUCCGCAAACAUCCCGUUGCUUUCGUUGCAGACAUCGAAAAGAUGUACCUGCAAGUGAAGGUUCAUCCCGACGACACUCCUCUACAGCGUAUCCUGUGGAGAUUCUCGCCAGAAGAGCCGGUUGCGACUUAUGAAAUGAGUAGGGUCACGUUCGGAUUAGCUCCAUCCUCGUUUCUCGCAACGCGGUGUUUGCAUCAAUUGGCAGAAGACGAAGGUAAUCAUCAUCCACGAACGAAGGUUGCGCUCAUCAACGAUUUCUACGUCGAUGAUUACAUCGGGGGUGCGGAUUCAGUGCAGAAGGCCAUAUUGUUACGGCAGGAUUUGGAGCAGCUGAUGCCUAAAGGAGGUUUUAAGCUGCGAAAAUGGGUGAAGGCGCUAGGAAUUCAUUGGAAACCAGGACUGGAUUUGUUGGGUAUUGAUGUUUCCAAUCUCACUGCAAACGGGCAGUGGACAAGGCGCAAGGUAUAUUCCAUCAUCGCUCAGCUGUGGGACCCUAGCGGUAUUACAGCUCCAGUCAUCUCUUGGGCCAAGAUACGCAUGCAGCUGUUGUGGGUAGCAGUGCAAGGUUGGGAUGAUCCUCUAUCCCACGAUUUAGCGCUUAGAUGGACCGAGUUCUACCAACAACUACCUGUUCUCUCAGACAUCCAGGUGGAACGACAUGCUUUCACCAAGCAUCCCAUGCUAGUCCAGUUUCAUGUCUUUUCGGAUGCUUCGGAGGCUGCUUAUGGAGCGUGCAUAUAUGCCCGUUCGAUAGACCUAGUUGGACACAUCAAAGUGGAGCUUUUAGCAGCCAAAUCCCGACCAGCCAGCCUGAAGAAGACGACUCUAGCGAGGCUAGAACUUUGCGGCGCUCAUGUGGCCGCAAAACUGUACCGUGCUACCGUUAAAGCUUUGAAGAUGGAGGAUACUGAAACAUGGUUUUGGUCGGAUUCUACCGUUGUCCUGUCAUGGCUCAAGCUACCGCCGUACGUUUUGGCCAACUUUCGUUGCAAAUCGCGUCUCGCACAUCCAGGAGCUAACGAAGGGACACCGAUGGAACCACGUUAA
Messenger RNA from Armigeres subalbatus, 1311 nucleotides. RefSeq lists its product as uncharacterized. Bases 1 to 1311 code for a protein of 436 amino acids. The transcript has 2 exons. NCBI's taxonomy places the organism in Eukaryota, Metazoa, Arthropoda, Insecta, Diptera, Culicidae. The record is from RefSeq and is a predicted model, not a curated record.